Molecule: messenger RNA, 600 nt
Organism: Mercenaria mercenaria
Lineage: Eukaryota; Metazoa; Mollusca; Bivalvia; Venerida; Veneridae
Exons: 2
Coding region: 1-600 (199 amino acids)
Biological process (GO): protein homooligomerization
Source: RefSeq, a predicted model, not a curated record
AUGGUUAAAAAGAAAGAUGAACAAAAAGAGAGAAGUAAAAGUGAAUUAAAUAGAGAAAAAGAAGUUACAGUAAAACUUGUGAGUAAUGUCCCAGCAGUGAAGCUGAUAGUAGUGAAAAUUGGUACAAAGUGCAAAAGCAAUGAGGGGAUAAGUGACUCAGACCAGACCGAGGAGUGCACGAGCACUGGUUCUAUCCUGGACGAUAAAUCAAUAAUUCCCGAAAUGCAAAAGACCAGAAAGAAAGGAUCAUCCUUAAUAUUGGAGGGCAAAGGUUUGGACCUCUCGUGUGACAUUACAACAAGACCCCACUCCUUGCUGGCCAAAAUUGUUGGACCGGAUGGAAUGACGCCAAUAUAUGGCAACCAAUACUUUAUUGACAGGGACCCUGCUCAUUUCCGAUUCAUAUUAAAUUUCCUACGAAAUGGAGCAUGUGACCUUAGAACUUUACCACAUGAUGUUCGUUGUCUCUACGAAAUGUAUUAUGAGGCAUGUUAUUAUCGCCUCCCAGGUCUAGUGAACGCAACAAUCGCGAAGAUAGAGGAGUGUAGUGUGGUUGGUGCAAACGUUAUGCCAAUGAAGGCUUAUAAAUUGGGACGCUAG